This is a messenger RNA of Hylaeus volcanicus, 2161 nucleotides long. RefSeq names its product mediator of RNA polymerase II transcription subunit 17 (gene MED17). Bases 1 to 2019 code for a protein of 672 amino acids. Lineage: Eukaryota; Metazoa; Arthropoda; Insecta; Hymenoptera; Colletidae. Gene Ontology annotation, biological process: regulation of transcription by RNA polymerase II. The transcript is spliced from 8 exons. Gene Ontology annotation, molecular function: transcription coregulator activity. The record is from RefSeq and is a predicted model, not a curated record. Gene Ontology annotation, cellular component: core mediator complex; mediator complex.
AUGCGGCAACCUAUACUAGUCGGUUUGUCGGUCCGGUUGCCAUCUCGUAGGCGCAGAAGUGCCCUCGUUAAGAAAACAACAAUGGCGUAUUCGGUAAACAUCUCCGUGGAAGCACCUAUUGAGAAUCAGAUCCAAGAGAUCACUUAUGAUGGCCAAGAAAUUUAUCAAGCGCCUCUUACGUUAUCCGAGAAUCUGGCAAAAAUUGCGCAGAAAAUUGACUUUAGUAAAACUAAUGGAGAUGACGUAAAAAAGGAAUCGGAAAGUGGAGAAAAGGGCGAGGAAGACACGAAAGAUUCAGCUUCUUUCCAGUCUUCUUUGUGGCCGUGGGACAGCGUCAGAAGUAAAUUAAGAAACGCAUUAACCGAAGUAUGCGUGUUAGCAGAUGUUCUAGCAAUAGCAAAAGAGAAGCAUUACAUGGUUCUAGAUCCAGUGUCCCAAGAGCCAGCUGAAGUGAAACCUAUGAUACAAGUGUACGCUAGAAAGAAAGCAUUAGCAGGAGCUGCAUCUGUCAUUAUGAUGGGUGCAGACAGAUUAAAAAAUUGCCAGAAUGAAUUAGCUAGAAAUAGAUCAACACCAGAUUUUCAUAUUGAACUAUUGAGACUGAGGCAAAACUGGCGCCUGAAAAAAGUUUCCAAUUCGAUUAUCGGCGAUCUUAGUUAUCGAACAGCUGGUUCCAAGUUUCCUCAGACGGGUAUGUUUGAAGUUACAAAGGCAGAAGAGGAAGAAAAAACUAGUAGUAGUCCUCCUGCCUCUCCUAGCGCUGGAAGUACCGCAUCUGUACAAGCUCAUCAUGCUUCAAAUCCGAAAGCUUCCGCGUUGCGCGUUACUAUACCUAGCGAACUGCAAGGAGUCGCGUACAUAGAAGUACUAUGCCAGAAAGAUCAAGAGGACCUGUGUAGCGCAAAUAUUAGUUUGCUCAACAACAGUGCACAUAGUUCCAGUGCAGACAUGCAUUGGCAGCAAAAGUUAGAAGCUGCACAGAAUGUUCUCUUUUGCAAAGAGUUGUUCAGUCAAUUGGCAAGAGAAGCUGUACAUUUACGCGCGCCCAUACCUCAUAUGGUUGUCGGUAAUCAAAUAAUGGCGACGGUACUUCCUGGAAUUCAACUAAUUAUAGGACUUUGUCACAGUACAGGAAAUGAUAAGAAACCUACUGCUCCUCCCCCUCAUAAAAGCGAUCACGAUCACGUGUUAGAACAUUCUUUGCAUCAACUAUUGCGCGAAGUACACCACAAAAAUACUCAUCAUCCGUUUCCACAUCCAUCAUCGGGACCUCUUGGGCCUAGUAAACGGAGAUGCUUAGCUGGCCCAACGGCUGCCGACAGAUACGAGCUAUUGGAAAUGACGAAAAGUCAAACGCUGCUAGAACAAAUUAUUCAACAAGCUCAACACUUCUUUAUGAGAUUGCGAACCGAGUACGUUUUAGAUACGAUAGCAAAAGAAGUCAAGGAUCCUUUAAUUGUUUCACAUUGGAACACGUUGAACUCCCCCACACAAUCUUGCGUGAAAAUUAACAUUUUAACGCACGGUUAUGAUAGUGUGUGUCGAACGUCGCUCGUUGUUCAUGUUGGGGAGAAAUCUUUAAAGUGCGUUUGUCGCGACGGUAGAGUGAUGCACAUGAGUUACGAACCUCAAGAACUACGCGACCUAAUCUUUUGUCAGAUUUAUCAGCAUCAAAUAACAGCGGUGCAACAAUUAGCAAAAUGUAUGGGCUGGCAAUUUUUAGCCAAUAGUUCACAUCUCGGUUUAGGUGCAGUGGAACCACUUGGUAACGCUAGCAGUUGUAUUUUGGCGUCGCCAAUAGGCGAUAGGAUGAUAGCUGUUAGAUGUGAACCACAAACGGGUGUGCAAGUAGCGAUAGCUCAUUCUCCUAGGAAAGAUUUCUUCCCUGGGCAAUUGGUACGGGAAAGGAAGUGGGAAAAUUUAGGUGGUUCCUUCAAAGAAGUCCGGUGGGAUAAGAUGGAAGGGAAAAACUUUUUAAAUAAAAUGGAACUACUUAUGGCUUCCUUAACAAGUUCCUAGACGUAAUCAAUAACUGACUAGGAAUCCAAUUGUUCCACAGGGUGAAAAUUUAUGAUCGUACUAUUAAAUUUGAUCUCGCAUACGAUACAUAAAAUAUAUUUCUUAAUUGUACAAUUAAACGGUGGAUGAAUUUGUUCCGAAU